Messenger RNA from Rattus norvegicus (Norway rat), 471 nucleotides. The record is from RefSeq and is a predicted model, not a curated record. NCBI's taxonomy places the organism in Eukaryota, Metazoa, Chordata, Mammalia, Rodentia, Muridae.
AUUGUGAUCAGCUGCAGUCCAUCGGCAAGCAUGACCUCAUCUGCAGCUGAAAAGGCUUGGGAAGCAGACUCUUCGUGUUCACUAACAACUAAUUGGAGAGAUGGAAUCCUUCCAAAAGGGCGCAAGAAUGCGAAACCGGAAGCCUGAUCAGUACUUCAUUCAGAUUGUCGGAGUCAUGGACACGAGUCGAAUGCAGCCCAUCAAGCUCGCUAGGGUAACCAAAGAGCUGGGCAGGACCGGUUUGCAGGGACAGUGCACGCAGGUGCGAGUGGAAUUUAUGGAUGACACCAGCCACUCUAUCAUCCGAAACAUCAAAGGCCCUGUUCGAGAGGGUGAUGUGCUCACCAUGUUCGAGUCAGAAAGAGAAGCUCGCAGGUUGCGCUGACCUUGCUGCUGGGUCCUGGAUAUCCACUCCUUAGCCCAUGGAAUGACCUGCAACUGUUAAAUAAAGCAUUUGUAUUCAAAAAAAAA